Xenopus tropicalis (tropical clawed frog) is the source of this 1777-nucleotide messenger RNA. It is a transcript of the gene wbp2, whose product is annotated as WW domain binding protein 2. Bases 68 to 853 code for a protein of 261 amino acids. The record is from RefSeq and is a predicted model, not a curated record. Gene Ontology annotation, molecular function: transcription coactivator activity. The transcript has 8 exons. Lineage: Eukaryota; Metazoa; Chordata; Amphibia; Anura; Pipidae.
AGACUCUUCGAGCACGGUGAUUGGCUGUUGCUAGGCUGCGGAGGUGUGACCUUUUUAUCUCCGCAAUAUGGCCCUUAACAGGAACCACCUGGAUGGCGGAGGUGCAGUAAUUAACAACAGCGAGAGUAUCCUUACUUCUUAUGAACAUGUGGAGGUCACAUUUAGUGACAUGGACAGCACCCCAGAGGCUUUCAGAGGGACCAAGAAAGGCAGAGUCAUUCUGACACCAUAUCGAGUGAUAUUUGUGUCCAAAGGAAGGGACCCCAUGCAGUCGUUCAUGAUGCCCUUCUAUCUGAUGAAGGACUGUGAAAUUAAGCAGCCCGUAUUUGGAGCCAAUUUUAUCAAGGGCAACGUGAGAGCUGAGCCUGGAGGUGGUUGGGAAGGAUCUGCUACAUUUAAACUAAGCUUUCCUUCAGGGGGCGCUAUAGAGUUCGGCCAGCACAUGCUACACGUGGCCUCUCAAGCCUCAAGUGGAGGAGCUCCAAAUGUUGCCUACCCAUAUAUGCCCAAUGGGGGCUACGUCUUCCCACCUCCUGCAGCCAAUGGCAUCUACCCACCUCCACCUGCUGGUUAUCCUUAUCCGCCACCACCCAGCGAGUUUUACUCAGGAGCAGCUGCACAGGGCGGAUCCCUCACCUACAUGCACCCUCCACCUCCCCCUUACCCUGGGCCUAUGGAGCCUCCGUCAGCCUGUGCCCCUGAUCUGCCUUCCACUCCAGCAGCGGAAGCCAAGGCUGCAGAAGCUGCUGCAAGUGGCUACUAUAGCCAACAGAACCCCCCACACUCCUACAUGCCACCGGACCUCCCUCCACCACCCCCUUACUUCCCACCAGAAGACAAGAAAACCCAAUAAACCUUACUGCUGCAGUCGUCCUGCUUUCUGACUUUUACUCCUUGGCCACAGGGCAUCUCCUUCAUGUCUAAAACAGAGCAUAGCCUCUGUUGGUUCAACCACUUCAGUUCUGUUUUUUUCCACAGCCUUAAUGGUUAAAAUCAAACUGCUUUCUGCUUGUUUAACUGCCUUGUUAAUGCCAAAGUUUGCUGUUUGAUACAUAUAGUGGUGUUUCUUUAACAGAUCUCUGCCGAAAGCUUGUUCAAAGGGUUAGUCCACUUGGUCAUGUUUCCUUUAGCUGUACCAAGAACCACACUAUCUUAUCGAAUCCAGACUAUCUUAACCUGGGUAUCAUUUUACCCAGGCUAAGGAAUCCAGUUAUCUGAGUUUCAAGUACCUGGCUGCUCUCUUUCCCAUGGUCAACUAGAAGAGAGGGCUUGGACCAAACUAAAUGAGCUGAUUGGGACUAUUGCAUUGCAGCCAUGGAUAGAAAUUCAUGAAGCAAGAGCCGCUUCUACCAAAUGUGCCAGCCUGCUUUACAUUUGAUAUAGAUUUCUAUUCCAAGCCCCGCCCCCUAGACCAUUAGAAAGAGAGCAGCCCAGCUGUAGGAACUCGUGCAAACGGAACCAGGGUUCAUCCAAAGUGGACUUAACUUUAAAUACUGUGCUUUGCAGUGUUCUGCAUGCCUUUCCAGAAGAGGCUAAGCAUGUCAUGGUGCUGUCCGGACUUACGUUACUGCAGAUUUUACCCCCUCUAUGGUCACUUUCUGCUGCUUACCAGUUAUACCAAACCCAAUUUGGCUAAAUACCUCAUCCACAAGCUAUCUGCUGUUUAAAGCAUAUAUAUAUAAAUACAAGAGUUAAAUAUAAAAAUAAUUUAUUUUAAAGAAAUUAAUGUUCUUUUGGGAAUGUGUUUUGCAUAAAGAAUAAAAGUUAUUCUAACAAA